GAAAUUUGUUGUUGAUAUCCCCGGAAUAGGUAGGGUUAUACUGGUCUCGAUCAAUUUUUAUUAUCCCCAUUCAUUCCCUAUUUAACCCACAAAAACUCUCAACAUCUCUCCAUCCCUAUUAUCAUGAAUGUUCAAAUACUAUAAUGGCUGCUCAACUCGGUCUUCUCUCCUUAUCCCAACUCGAAAAAUUGAAACAAGCUCAAGAGCGACUACACUUUAAAGGAGCCUCGUGGAUGUGGAACUCUAAGCAACAAGUCAUGGUGGAUCAAGAGAGUGAUGAUUCGUGGGAAGUCCGUGCCUUCGAAGAAGAUACUAACAAUGCCAUGGGAACCACUUGGCCGCCGCGGUCUUAUACUUGUACUUUCUGUAGAAGGGAAUUCCGGUCAGCUCAAGCCCUAGGUGGCCAUAUGAACGUGCACCGUCGUGACCGGGCUCGCCUGCACCAAACGCCUCCGCUGCCUACCGGUUGCACCACCGCUGUCAUAAUGAAUCCAGCUCACCAUCAGGAACUUGUAGCCAACGGUGGUGUGUGCCUUUUCUACACUUUACCAAACCCUAAUGCUGUUUUAUCACCUUCAACUGUAAAUCACUGUGUGGAAUCAUCUAAACUUCACUCAGUUAAUUUACCCUACGCAUCCAAUAAUUUUGUGCCACCUAAUUGCCCUCCUCCUCUGUCCAUAAAUCUCUCCCGGGCACAUAGUGUCAAUUCCUCCCUAGGCCACUCUAGUAACACCGAACAUUCGGCUUCAACAAUCAAUGACAAUUGCAAUGAAGACUAUCUGAUUACCAGCAAGAAAGACUCCGGUGAAUUUCAAAAAGAAAUUGACCUAGAGCUCCGGCUCGGAUGUGGGCCCUCGCCAUCUUAACAAACAAGGUUGAUGAUUGGGAUCGGAAUAGAAGAAUAAUUAAGUAAAAUGUGUUCUUUCCGAAUGAGAUUAAUUAAUGGCGUGUCAUCUGAGUGCACGACUGGAUUGAUGGAUCUGCAGAAUGACUCUGAAUUUUUAUUUCGUUUCGUACAUUAAGGUUUGAUUUUUUCAUUACUCAUGUUUGAUUGCAUUGAUUAUAUAAGUUGCAGCAAAACAAAAUGCGGAUGCGAAAGAAAGCAGCUUUGUAAACUCAUCAAGAAAUUAGAGGUGGCAGUAAAUUAUCUAGUUUGUAUUGAUAGGCAAUAUGCAUUCUCUCUUCCGGUAAGAAUAGUAUAUACAUGCAGUGUAGUGUUGAUAUUGGCUCCAGGGGACAGCAGAAUAUCAAAGUUCGGCUAUGUAUACAAUGGUAACUGUAAUGCCAAUGUCAAUGUACUUUUAAUUUUGAAUUUGUUGAAAGUAAUUAAAUAUGAAUUAAUCAA
Molecule: messenger RNA, 1345 nt
Organism: Daucus carota subsp. sativus
Lineage: Eukaryota; Viridiplantae; Streptophyta; Magnoliopsida; Apiales; Apiaceae
Product: transcriptional regulator SUPERMAN
Exons: 1
Coding region: 144-866 (240 amino acids)
Source: RefSeq, a predicted model, not a curated record